Pristis pectinata (smalltooth sawfish) is the source of this 2869-nucleotide messenger RNA. RefSeq names its product translocase of outer mitochondrial membrane 34 (gene tomm34). Bases 274 to 1203 code for a protein of 309 amino acids. The record is from RefSeq and is a predicted model, not a curated record. Gene Ontology annotation, molecular function: heat shock protein binding. Gene Ontology annotation, cellular component: cytosol; mitochondrion. The transcript is spliced from 7 exons. NCBI's taxonomy places the organism in Eukaryota, Metazoa, Chordata, Chondrichthyes, Rhinopristiformes, Pristidae.
CGGGGCCUCGCCUCAGGCCGAGUCCGUCCCCCCCCCCACCUCACCGCACCCCAGUGCUGGCGGUUCACUUGUGCCAGGCCCCGGCUCACGGCAGGUCGCUCACCGCCUUAGGCCCCGGCUCCAACUCCAGGCCUCGGCUCACACCGCGCCCACAGGCCUCCCCUCCCCUCCCUUCCCCUCACGCCGCCGGGGCCCGGGACAACCGCCGCAGGCCGGUCGCCCGAUCACCACCCCCACCCCGGUGCCGGAUCCUACCGCGGGCUCCUGGCGUCGAUGGCGGCCCGCAGCCGGGGCUCGGGCCCUCAGGCCGCGGCGGCGAAGCUGAAGGGCGCGGGCAACGAGUUGUUCCAGCACGGGCGCUACGGAGAGGCGGUGGGCCGCUACUCGGAGGCCAUCGGCCGGCUGCAGGAGUCCGGUGCAAAAUGGCCAGAGGAGUUGAGCGUUUUGUUCUCGAACCGAGCUGCAUGUUAUCUGAAGAUUGGAAAUUGCAGUGAUUGCAUAAAAGAUUGCACUGCGUCUUUAGAGCUUGUCCCAUUCGCACUGAAGCCUUUGAUUCGUCGUGCUGCUGCUUACGAGGCUCUGGAGCGAUACCGCCAGGCUUUUGUGGACUAUAGAACGGCUACCCAGGUGGAUGGCAGUGUUCAAGCUGCACAGGAUGGCAUGAACAGAAUGAGGAAGGUGUUGAUGGAGAAGGAUGGGAAUAAUUGGCGCGACAAUCUCCCUCCGCUGCCAUCGGUACCUGUCGCAUUUCAGCACAACUGGAGACCCAAUGCUCCUGGAAACACAGGCACAGGGAAGACAACCAUGCAGCAGAAUGGAGAUGUCACGGCCUCCUCCAGUCUUGAACAAGCCAAAACUUUGAAGGAAGCAGGGAAUGUGCUGGUGAAGAAGGGAGAACACAGGAAGGCAGCGGAGAAAUACACUGCAAGUCUGCACCUGAACAGCAAGGAGUGCACCACCUAUACCAACAGGGCGCUGUGCUACCUGAACCUGAAGCAGUAUCACGAAGCGGUGCAGGACUGUACAGCCGCGCUAUGUUUGGAUCCCAAAAACCUGAAGGCCUUCUACCGACGCGCACAAGCUCGGAAGGAGCUGAAGGAUUACAAGGGCAGUGUUGCCGAUCUUCAAGAGAUGCUGAAACUGGAGCCAAGCAACUUGGCUGGACAACGUCUGCUGAACGAAGUCCAGAAACUUGCUAGAUAAAAGCUCGCUAGUGUGGGAGCCUUGGAACCGACCUGAGGAAACCAGCUCGGAACCUGUUCAUCAGAGAGAGGCUUGAGCAGGUUUUGAAAAACCUGUGCUUGUAUCUAUAUGUGGGUCUGUUUGUUUUGCUUCUCAAGGACCUUUCUUAAAACUAGUCUGACACCAAAGAGUAAGUGGGAUUAAACUGUCUUUAGAAUUAUAGUUGGUUUGACUCAAGUUGUGCCUGUUCUCACACAGUUGGGACAAUUGUAAAUAUAGACGGCUCCUACACAGCCAGAAUCUUCCACAGAACUUGCAUCAGGAUCCUACACUUGAAACAAUCCAGGAUUCCACAGUUCAUUACUAUAAAGCUAAGAAUAUAUAAAUGGCAAUAGCCUUUUUGCGAAUUGUUUGAGAAGCAAUACAAUGUUUUAAUUUUUUUUACAGCUUUAUUUGGAAAACUGCAGCAUUUGUGUUCCAUAGCCCCUUGGAUUACAUCUUGUUUCCCCUCUUCUCCCUUGUUUUUCCAAAGGCUUUUGGCUCUGUAUAAUUCCAAGUAUAUGUCUCCUAGAAUUCCAGUCACUAUCAGGCUCAGCUUACCAUAUGCCCAAUUGUGCACACAUUCACACAAUGGAUGUUAUUACCCAGUCAUUGAAACCUUCAAAUGUUCUGGGUUUUUUUUAAUAGUGCAUCCUUGCUGAGGGGGGAAGCAAUUGUCUUUGUUUACUUGGUUCAUUUAAUCUCCUAUCAUCACUGUGUUUUCACCCACCCCUUUAGUAACCUCAAGUUAGCUGCUUGUGUGUUGAUUGCACUAUUGGGAUGCACCUCUUUUGGGAAUGAUCCUGACUGAGAAACAAUACAUAGAAUAUAAUGGCAGCAUGAGAGCAUGUAUAUAUAAAAACAUAUUCCAUGUUUGGAGAAUAGCCUACAGGGCUAGGAUAGAGAAAGUGGGAGAACAAGUCCCAAAAAAGAGGUGUUGAAAUACCAUUAACACUGGAAACAUGGAAUUUCCUAGGAUUUUGGUCACUAUUUCAGCAGCAUGAAACUGUUGAUUCAUCAAUGAGUUUAUGCUGUUUUCCUGUUGUCAAACUAUUGGAAGAGGUUGGAGACUGGGUAUUUUUUGACCCACCAUUAAUAGGUGGAAAGACACACUAUUCUUGGCUCUCUUUCACACACUCCUGGGAGAAUAAACCAGUCAUAUAUGAUGUUGGUUGUUGUGUUGCAGAUGUUAAUUGUCAAAUUGAGGACCAGCUCAUUUUUCCUGUUCUCCAGGUGACCUGGCUCUGAGCAAGGGUGGGUUAGAUUGUGGGUAAAACACUUCCUCAUGAGUCCAAUCUUUCAGUCAGGAAUUUUGUUUUGCACAGUUGUUGAGCUUGAUGGAUUAAGUAGUGUUGAGAAUACAGAACUUAGUAUAGAUUGAGGAAAUUUGACAGCAUUAGAGCCAGUGUUGUAUUUAACAGGGAGGAAGAACCUUUGCUAAAAGCUUUGGAAAAGGACAAGCUUUUGAUUGUUUACCUAGGGUAAAUCAGAAUGUCUCGUAAUGUUUAUCACUGGACUGUUAAUAGCCCUCCUGCCUAUUUAGGGCCUGAGGCUUGGUUUCAGAUAUCUCAGGCGUUCAGUGGCGUGGUUUGGAUCUUGUAUUGCACUGUAAAUCUCCAGACUCAGGUAUUAAACUCUGUAAUGACAA